This is a messenger RNA of Letharia columbiana, 1899 nucleotides long. RefSeq lists its product as uncharacterized. The transcript is spliced from 3 exons. The record is from RefSeq and is a predicted model, not a curated record. Bases 1 to 1899 code for a protein of 632 amino acids. Lineage: Eukaryota; Fungi; Ascomycota; Lecanoromycetes; Lecanorales; Parmeliaceae.
AUGCCUGUUCAUUCAGAUAGAGCUUUGAUUGCAGAAACCUUCCCUUUCGCUGAGGUUGGUACUGAAGAGAAACCAUACGAGAUGAUGUACAAAUCGCUUGUGUCGUGUUUGUUGCUUGAUGCAAGCGGCCUUGCCACAGCUUUCGAAUUCUCCACGAUAAGCACUGCAAAUAUAUCUUCGUUCUCCCAUGCGUCCGCUACGGCGCCGCCAAUGAGACUUGGCUCGACCUCUCAUUCCUACACGACCUUGAAGUCUUCGAACAUACCGCAAGGGCAGUCGCCUCCGAAUUCCAACAGCCGUGGCGAUUAUGUCACAACCCGUUACACGACCCAACAUCCAACAUACACACUACCCUUAGGCUUUACCAACACGGAAGACUUUGGUCCUAGCGGUGUCGUUCUGGUCGGGCCGACCACGUGGGCGACCCAAGAUGUGCUGCCAGUAGUAGAAGUUGCCAAUGACCUGACCACGACAUCCUCAACUCCACAACCGUGGGAUGCCAAUGGCUUUCUUUACGACAAAAACAAAACUGUCGUGGCAUCGUUUAUCAGCUACGGAAGACAACCGGCCUGUACCUCGGAUUUCUUCUCUUACGCGGCCGCCAAUCCGUCGACUACUGUGACUCCCAGAUGGGCUACGUUUUUUACCUUGACCAAUGGCCAGACUACAGUGGCUGUGUCUUACUCAACCGUACUCUGGCCUAUAACCUCAGAGCCGUAUUGUUGCGGAAGAUGUUCGAUAUACUUCAAUAACCUCCAGAUGCUAUACUGGCCUGCUCUUCAUCCCAACACAGCCUGUUUAGGCAAAACUUCGGCUGGUUUCGAUAGUACAAGUACCAAUGCGGGGACUGCUGCUCGUAACCACUCCGUUUAUGCAACCGACUCAGACGGAUACAUAUACACAUCGCCUUCCAUAUACGUCAAGUUCCCUACAGUGUCCGCGUCCGAUGCCUGUGGACUGAUCGGAUCAGCAGCUACUUCCAUAACCCUUGCCUUCUCGGCACGGGAGCUAUCUACAUUCAUAUUGAAUGAUGGGACAGGAACCAAUUACCAAACCUUUACAUCGGCACUUGACACUGCCGAACUACCAUGUGGCCCGUGGAAUGGGACCGAUCACUUUCUACCCGAAGCAUGGUCCAACUAUUCCUCCUACCAGCCUCUGAUAGUAUUGCCUUCUAAAUUGAUUGCUAUGGUGCCGGCAUGGAAAUCCUGCACAGCUGACAUGUUCGAAGGCCAGGACCCUCCCCGUACCCUAAGCCCUGCAGCAGCUAUGGCACCAGCGCCAACAAAUGUAGGUACGCAGGCCCAGAAUAAUGCUGCUUCACCAAGUCCCUCAAUUCCUGCUUUACCACACAAAACGGGAGCAGGAGUCUCUCAACAGAAAGAUCCAGAUCCAGAUCCAUCUCCGAAUUCGCCUUCUAAACCUGUUGAUCCGUCCACAGGAACUUCGGGAGAUCCCAGUAAUUCUAAUCCGUCUCCCAAGCCUAGUGGUCCAUCGACGGGAGAGUCUGGAGAUUCUAGCAGUGACAACCUGCAUCCUAAGCCUAAUGAUCCAUGGUCAGGAGAUUCCGGAGUUCCUAACGACUCACAGGAUCCCGCAGGCAAUGCAGCAUCUGCGGCCACAGCGCCCGCUCUCGACCCUACACAAGCCCCUGCAGGCGACCCACCAUCGAACGGCCCUUCCAAUCCAUCCGCAGCCGACCUUAGCGACACGAAGAACACUCCGCUCACUCUUCCAUCCGCUAUCGUCUUACAUGGUCAUACCAUCACACAAGAUGCUGCUCCAGUGACCAUAAAUGGAAUGCCGGUGGUGUAUCAAUCAGGAUCAAUCAGCGCGGAGGGCGAGGUAAAGGCGAUUCCGGCCGGCUGGGGUGUCUUUGACCCCAUAGAAAAAGAGUGA